GAUCGCGAUAAAGACGGUGAACAAACAAAAGGAGCGCGUUAAGGUGGGAGAAUGGGGAAGCCGACAGCAACAGACUACGCGCCACCAUUGACGGCAGCCACAGUCUGGAGUGACGUUCCUGAACCAAAUCGUUCACGGACCAUCGACUUCUUCGAAAGACAAGCGUUGGCCUCCCCCGUCGCUGCCGAUUGCCUCCGAAAGGACUUCUACUCUCGCCUCAUCCUCAGCCUUCUGGAGGUCGACAGUGUCGAACGUGGCCGCAUCACUUGCCUCGUCUCCGUCAAACCUGCUGUCAUCAAUUAUUUCGGUGGACUCCAUGGAGGGGCUGUGGCUGCCAUUGCAGAGUUAGUAUCAAUUGCGUGUGCUAGAACAGUAGUUGCUGAGGAUAAGGAACUGUUUCUAGGUGAAUUGGGCAUGUCUUAUCUCUCAGCUGCACCAAAAAAUGCGGAAUUGACAGUCGAUGCAUCUGUAGUGAGGAGUGGAAGAAAUGUGACAGUAAUUGCAGUUGAGUUCAAAAUGAGGGAAACCAGCCAGUUGGUUUACACUGCUCGUGCCACCUUCUAUAACAUGCCUAUGGCAAAAUUAUGAGAUUUCCCCUUAGUUGUAAACAGGAAUGAUUAAUAACCACACAAGAGAUAAAGCUCAGAUUAAUAAGUAGAAUUUACUCGAACUUGUAGAUGAUUUUUUUUUUUUUUCCUAUCUACCAAACAGAAUGACUAAAUGGAUCCACUUUCAUUUUUUAUUUUUUUUCAGAGCUUUC
Molecule: messenger RNA, 760 nt
Organism: Vitis vinifera (wine grape)
Lineage: Eukaryota; Viridiplantae; Streptophyta; Magnoliopsida; Vitales; Vitaceae
Exons: 4
Coding region: 52-588 (178 amino acids)
Molecular function (GO): fatty acyl-CoA hydrolase activity
Source: RefSeq, a predicted model, not a curated record